UAGUUAAUGCGAGAAACUGCGUGAUUUGGCCAUUAGGCAGAGGAGGUAGGUCAAGCUGUAUAUGAGCUGUCCAAAGAAGACAUCGUUGGACGUUACUUGUGUUUGCAUUCAACAGAUCUAUACGUCUGCGACGAACUUGCUCUCAGUGCAAUUACUAAACAUCCUAGGGCGGUUGCAUGACGCCCAGUCUAUGGAAACAAGGUAUAAAGAUGACAUGAUACCUCUUUAUCUUGGCAGGAAGACUGAAAACUAUUUGCAAUGGAGAGUGAUAGCAGUUCUAAUCAAACCACAGUGUGGGCAGCAGUGGGACAACAGGUGCAACACCAACAACAGCCACCACAGCACCCACAGCCGUCUCAAGCACAGUUGCAUCAACAAGUGCAGACACAACAAGCUGUUUUGCAGUCCGCCCAAUUUGUUGCUGCCCCUCCUUCAAAUAGUGGAACAUUUACUGUAACCACUGCUCAUCAGGGUCUCCCAAUUUUAGCUGCAACACCAGCAGUAGCAGCUGCUGCAGCUUCAAGUACAUUUACAGCACAGUAUGUUGAUUUUCAGUCACCUCAAUUUGCUACGUACCAAAUCAACAUUCCUCAUGGAGCCAAUCUCUAUCAGCCAGCACAAUCUUCAUUUGAAAGGAUUUCACCUGUGGAUGAAUUCCAAAGUGGGGAAGUGGUUUCUGGAAGUGAUGGUAUUGCUACAUACUCAACCUUACAAACUGCUAAUGGCACACAGCUCAUUGCUGCUCCAACUGUUGACAGUACCACACUGCAGCAUGCCACUUUUCAUGGACAUCAUGUUAUGAAUGACAACUUGAUGGCAGUGCAGCGUGUUGUUUCUCCAGUUGAUUGUACUGUGAGCCAGUCUACAUUGAGUCUCCAAAGGGAUCACGACAGUACUCACCAGGCUUCCACUAUUGGUUCUGUGAGUCAGCACCAACCUAUGGAAACUCUGAGUGGAGAACCAGAUACAACCCAAGAAGACAGCCAAGACUUUAGCUCUGCCCAAGUUGGUUCUGGUGUGGCAUUCAACACUGACAAUGGUAUUGAAGAGACAAAUGAUGCUAAUGGUCUCCAUUCUACCAUAUCUAGUAGCAAUGGUAUUAGUACUACAACACGUGAGGUCUUGGGUGUAGCAGUUUCUGCUGUUAGCAGUGGACAGUUAUCAUCAACUGUGGAUGGUACCAACUCCGUAUCACCAAGUGUUGUCUUGGAAAGGGAUAUUGGUGUUUUUCAAAGAGUUGAGGCUGCCCAGUCUUGUAUAAUUGAUAAUUUUAGGCGGCAACAUCAUCUUAACUCAAUUAGUACUGAUGGUGUUGCUGACAGUUCUGCUGAAGUUGAUGCAGAUUUAUCAAGUGGUGCUCAUCUAGCAAUAUCUCAGAAUCUAGAAGAAAUUGUUGCUAGAUCUAACAAUGAUUCAGCUAAUGUUAGUAGCCUAAGCCAUGGUCCAAAUAUUACUGGAGCUAGCAGUAGUGGACUUGGUAAUAUUACUGGACCCAGCAAUUUUUCUAGCAAUACUGCCGGAACUAGCAACACUGGGCCGAGUAAUAUCACUGGAUCUAGUUGUGUUUCUGCUGAUAUCAAUGGCUCUAUUAAUGGACUAGACAAUACUGCUGACUCUAACAUAAGCUCUGGCAACAUUGCUGGAUCAAGCAGAGGUUCUGUUAAUAUUGCAUCAAACAGGGUUUCUGGUAAUGCUGCUGCAUCUAAUAACAUUACUAAUAACAUUCUCAAUUGCUUAGAAGAGGAAAAAGAAAAUAUUCCUCAUUCAAAACGACAAUUGCGUAAAUCAAACCGCAUUGCCAAUAUGGAAGCCGAGUCAAGCUGGUCGAGUCAUCGCCGUCAGUAUAAACCUACCAAGGCAUAUAACCCUGAUGAACUUUGGUGUGAAGAAUGCAUGGCUACUUACCAAAAUGAAUGUCCAGAACAUCGCCUACAAAUUGUACCUGAUAAAGUAGUCUUGUCUCGGGCCUGGUCCAGUUUGCCUCCAAUACUUCAGAUAUUUCGACUUGGUGAAAGUACAGAACUUGGAGUAUUUGCAAAACGUCCCAUUGCAAAAUCUACACAGUUUGGACCAUUUAUUGGUGAACCGGUAGCCAAUCAAAAUCAGCUGACAAACUGUCGGUUUGUUUUAAUGUUAGAGCGUGAAAAUAAUGAGUGUUUCUACAUUGAAAUGUCUGAUGAGAAUAAAUGUAAUUGGAUGAUGUUUGUACGACCUGCUGAGAACUUUGCUGAACAAAACCUUGUUGCUUAUCAACACUGUCAAGAUAUCUAUUUUACAGUUUCUAAAAAUAUUGAGCCAAGGCAGGAGCUCAAAGUGUGGUAUGCAGCACAUUAUGCUGAACGUAUUGGAGCACAUGUUCUUGAUAUCACAGAUGAAGAUAUUGAAGCUUUGGAUGAACAAGAACGCAAAUGGCCUUGUUAUGAAUGUAAUAAACGAUUUAAAACAUCAGCUGCACUUCAGAAGCAUUUAGUUGUUCAUGAAGAAAAUACAUCAAACCGCCAUCAAGAUGAUGACUUUAGUAUUAGAGGUGAAACAAUGAUGCAGAAGAACCGACGUAAAGGAUUCUCUUUACAAGCAGGAACAUUGAAACGAAAGAGACGGCACCCAAAAGUGUCUGCCAAUGGAGAAAUCUGUAAUUAUCCUUGGAAGAAGAAAUCUUCUACAUUCUAUCUAAACAAAACACUGAAGAAAUAUCAUCGCAGGUUGGAUCAUGAGGCCCUUAGACGUCGAUCAUUAAAAUCUCUGUAUCGUAAGAAAGGCAAAGUAACUGGUGGAAAUGAGUGGGUGUGUACACAUUGUGACCUGACAUUUGAUAAUUCAAACUUACUGAACUUACACACACUCACCCAUGCUGCUGAAGAUGUUGGCUUAGAUGAAGUGAAAAGGCUUGCUUGUGAUCCCAAUGAAGCAAAACCAGUGCUAGCAAAUGCCAUCCAAAUGCAACAGAUUACCAAUGGAGAUGCCAGCAAUGAAGUUGCUUCUUUGGAAGAGUCUGAUAGUGUCAUUACUUUAGACUCAGAUGUUUUGGCGUGUCCAGUAUGUUUUUUAUCCUUCCAAAAACAACAAGACCUUAUAGAACAUGCUAGUGUACAUGGCAAAACUAAACGCAAGAUGUUGCACAAUCCUCAACGACCACAUAAAUGUCAGAAAUGUUGGAAAGCUUUUAGUAACUAUGAACGCCUUCAGAAACACCUUUUGUGUCAUGGUGAUGAGAAUUCUAAACCACUUCAAUGUCAAGUGUGUUUUAAGCGCUUCAUGAAUAACUCUGCAUUGUCCUGUCACAUGAAGACACAUAGUGAUAAAAAAUAUUAUGAGUGUCCACUCUGUCAUUCAGACUUUGACCAAGUAGGUUCAUUAAAGAGUCAUGUGACUGAACAUGAAGAUGCCAAUGGUAAAUAUAACUGUCCCAUAUGUACCCGGGUAUUUGAUGAAUUUGUUACUAUUCGAAAGCACAUGCGUGCAUUCCAUUCAGCAAUAAAAUAUCCCUGCCCUGAAUGUGAUAAGCUAUUUCCACGGCCGGAUAAGCUGAAAUUGCACAUGUUACGACAUUCCUCUCACCGGGAGUUUAUGUGUGAAAGCUGUGGUCGCCAGUUCAAAAGAAAGGACAAACUAAAAGAACAUAUGAAAAGGAUGCAUUCAGAAGAGCGUGAAGCACGAUUAGCAAACAAGGAAGAAAAACCAGUCAACCAUAAAAAAUUCAUCCCCAAAGUAUCACCUAAUGAUUAUCACCGUUUUAUAUACAAAUGUCACACAUGUCUCCUUGGUUUCAAACGGCGGGGUAUGCUGGUUAACCAUUUGGCCAAAAGACAUCCUGACAUAAAACCAGAUACUGUGCCUGAAUUGAAGCUUCCUAUAUUGAAAACUCAGAGAGAUUAUUAUUGUCAGUACUGUGAAAAAGUCUACAAAUCCAGCUCAAAGCGAAAAGCUCAUAUAUUAAAGAACCAUCCUGGAUCUGAACUACCAAUGAGCAGUCGGAAGAAGUCUCAAAUCCAUGAAGUUCCAGGCCAUCCAAACCCAACAUACUCCCAAAUGGUGGGGAGUAUUACCACAAUGCCACAUCAGUGUGAUUUCUGUCACAAGCAGUAUGCCAGCAAGGCAAAGUUGAUGCAACAUCACAGGAAAAAGCAUCCUGAAAUGUCACCUCCACAAUCAUCUGUCAAACGGGUGAAAGAAGAACACACAGCUGCAAUGUUGUCUGACAAUUCCCAUGGUGUUACUGAGGAAGAAUUUAUGGCUGAGGUGCAUGGUCCUGUUUCAACACAAGCUAUCUCUGACCAAUAUCAACAGGCUGAUCUCCUCACCCAAGCUAUGACUGAGCUGACACAAACAUUAUCUCAUGAUUACCAGCCUUCAGGAGAAUACUCAGUGGCUAGAGUUACUAAUACGGCUAACCCUACAGGCCAUACAGCAAUGGUUCAAAUUCAACCAGCACAAAUUGGCACAGUGUCCGUUGUUGGUGGUCAGCCAACGACAACAAUUGAACUCAGUCACCUUGGACAGAAUCUGGUGCAUACUCAACUGGCAGCUGCUGCUGCUGCUGCCAAUCAACAACAACAACAGACUGUACAAACUAUUGCUUCACUUCCUGCUGCAGAUACUGGUCAAACACUGACCACUUCUCACCAAGCCAUAAGUUCUUCCUUGGCUACAUCUCCUGUUUCUGUCAGUAUGACUAAUGCAACUUUGGCUCUGGCUAGGACUUGGAAUAACUUCAACUUCAAUUGAGCCAGUCAGACAUUUUGUCAAAAUGACAGCGGGGCACUUUCUUUUCUCUUUGAAAAAAUUCCCUAUCUGCAAGUUUAUUGAGUGUCUGUUUAAAUAUUUAUCUGUAUGCUACUGAUCUGAGUCUUACUAAUAUUCUAUCUGGCUGUUUUGUGGGAUUGUUUUAGCUCUGCAUCUAUGUGUUUUGUAUUUCUGACAGAUGUUGUAUAUCUGUCCAAAUGUCUUGUUGAAACCAGUAGUUUUGUUUAUGUUGUUUCAUGACCAAAACGAUUGCUCUUCUUCCAUCCUUUUCUCCGUUUCUUAAUGUGUCUGUUCGUCUCUAACAUUCUCUCUCUCUUUUGCAUACUUGUCUAUUCCUAAUUCUAUUACUCGCACCGUUUUGUUGAUGUUUAACUUUUUCUUUCACAAACAUGCACACAUACAUAUACAGAUUCUCAUCUCUCUGUUAGACAUGUAUACACUCACACACACACUCAUUCACAGUUCUGUACUUCUGCUUAUUCUAUUGUUUUUACUCACUAGACCUUAAGCAUUAUUGCCAAGCUGUCAUAUGUUCUAUGAAUAUUUAUUACUAGCUAUAUGCCUACAAUGAUUUAAUGCUCAAGCUUCUCAACUAAUAUAAGAAAAAAAAAAUGAAGGCCUCUGAGGGAGAAAUCAAUAUUAAAAGGAAGAUAAGAAAAGGUAAAUUUGCAGACCAGAUGCCUAUUGUGUAUUUAGCUUUGUUCCUCUAUAUUCUGAAUUCAGAACUCACAAGUAUUUUCUUUGUCAUUCAUCCCUCCAUAGUGUACAAAAUGAAUAUCAGGCAUGAGCUGGGGUUGGUUCAAUUUACUACAUUCUUCCUCUACAAACUUGUGACUUUGUGCCAGUAGAAAUUAUUAAUGAGGUUGUGACAAAUGCUUUAGAGCAAACUCCAUGUAAGCCAAAGCUAAGACCUGGUUUCAAUUUCCAGUUGAAGCUGAUUACUCUUCUUAUAUCAUAAAUGUCUUUGAUAAAGACAUGCAGUACACAGUUUUGCAUUUUCUCCCCCCCCCCCAUAAAAUGAAGCCUUGUGCUUAUAUAAGAAAUCAUUUUAAUUUUAUAUAUAAGGGGAUGAUGGGCAGUAAAUUUGGAAGAGUAUAACCAAAAUGCUUUGAGGUAAUUUAGCAAUGUCCCUUUACACUCAAAUCAUACUGGAGUCACCUUUACCUUUUAUUUUUCCAUUGUUGAUAAAAUUAGUUCAGAAAUUAAUGUAAUUGAUUGAGCCCUAACAUAAUUAGUGGCCUUGUACCAUUGUUAGUAAUCUAUAUUAUUAGAACUUUACUA
Octopus bimaculoides (California two-spot octopus) is the source of this 6024-nucleotide messenger RNA. RefSeq names its product PR domain zinc finger protein 10. Lineage: Eukaryota; Metazoa; Mollusca; Cephalopoda; Octopoda; Octopodidae. Gene Ontology annotation, cellular component: nucleus. Gene Ontology annotation, molecular function: RNA polymerase II cis-regulatory region sequence-specific DNA binding; protein binding; DNA-binding transcription activator activity, RNA polymerase II-specific. Gene Ontology annotation, biological process: regulation of transcription by RNA polymerase II. The record is from RefSeq and is a predicted model, not a curated record.